UUGGCGACUUGGCAUUGUUGGCGCAGCUAGGUGCACACUAAAAGUCACUUUUACCAAAAUUUCAUGCAAAAAAAGAGCCUUCCAUUAUUCUGAACAAAGUUUGUCCUGUUUGUGAUGUUAAGAUGAGAACAAUUGCCACUAGACGCUUCUAACUCAAGGGACAACCCAAACUAGAUUUCAAUCAAGAAUUCCUUUCUUCAAAUUUGUUGUUCUUUGAUACAUUACCGAAAAGUUUGCACUUUAAAGCUGUGAAAGAAGCAUCCACCUUAUCAUUUGUUCAGUUCCAAGAUUGUGUUACCAUGAACCUGAUGUAAUGCUAAUGAGAAAAGUCAAUAAAUCAUCUCUUCUUUCGGAAAAAAUGUGGCAAUAAUAAAAAAAAGGUUCGCUUUUUAAAGACCCACAAUCCCAACUUCAACAUAUCUAGAUGGAAUCGAGAGCCAUGAAAUAAUAAAUUCCGCAAUACAUCUGCUUCGAAAUUUUUUUAUCGCGCUAUAAUUUUGAUUAUUUAGUAGUUUAUAUGUGUGAAUAUUGUUACUAAGAUAAAAAAAAAGUAAUUUUAUUUUUAUGACCCAUGUUAUACAAGAUUCUUCCAAAAAUUACAUUCAAAGUUUUUCUUUUUGAUUCGCCUAAUCAGUAAAAAAAAACUUCAUUUUUGCCAUAUAUGGACAAAGGUAUUUAAAUUAUAUUCGUCGUGAUAAUUUUACUGGCAAACUGGAAUUAAAGAGAUGCCUCAUGCUCAUGAUAUGCAGAAAGAAGUGUUUUAAAAACGGCAUUUUCUCAUUGACUACUUAGUGGAGAAACGAUAUGCUUGCAAAUUUUGUGAUAUUUUCUCAGCUUCCGAAUUUAAAGAAACGAUUACUGGUGCAUACUAAACAGAAACCACAUACGUGUGACAUUUGUAAUAAAGCAUUUUUUAUUUUCAACAGUCACAUUUAAAAGUUCAUUUAAUAUCGACUACGAAUGGGGAAUCCAAAGCUUGCAACUUUUGCAAUAAAGUCUUUUGUAUGAUUUCCAAUUUCAAAAGACAUUUACGGGCACAUAUACAAGAGGAAAUGUUUAAAUGCGAGUUUUGCACGAAGGCCUUUUUGCGUAACUGUAAUUUAAAAGCACAUUUACGUACUCAUACUGGGGAGAAACCGUAUGCAUGUGAAUUUUGUAACAAACUCUUUUCGGAUAAGAUGAGUUUAAAAAGACAUUUACGUACGCAUACGGGAGAGAAACCGUAUACAUGUGAAUUUUGUAAUAAAACCUUUUCGGAUAAGAGUAGUUGCAAAAGACAUUUACGUACGCAUACUGGAGAAAAAUCGUAUGCAUGUGAAUUUUGUACCGAACUCUUUUCAAGUAAGGAGAGUUUAAAAAAACAUUUACUUACGCAUCCUGGAGAGAAACCGUACGCAUGUGAAUUUUGUAAGAAACUUUUUUUAUUUAAUUACAAAUUAAAAAAACAUUUACGUACGCAUACGGGAGAGAAACCGUAUACAUGUGAAGUUUGUAACAAAAGCUUUUCGGAUAAGAGUAGUUGCAAAAGACAUUUACGUACGCAUACUGGAGAAAAACCGUAUUCAUGCGAAUUUUGUAACAAACUCUUUUCAAAUAAGGAGAGUUUAAAAAACCAUUUACUUACGCAUACUGGAGAGAAACCGUAUGCAUGUGAAUUUUGUAACAAACAUUUUUUAAUUAAGGAGAAUUUAAAAAAACAUUUACGUACGCAUACUGGAGAGAAACCGUAUGCAUGUGAAUUUUGUAACAAACUCUUUUCGGAUAAGAUGAAUUUAAAAAAACAUUUACGUACGCAUACGGGAGAGAAACCGUAUGAUUGUGAAUUUUGUAACAAACUCUUUUCGGAUAAGAUGAGUUUGAAAAGACAUUUACGUACGCAUACUGGAGAGAAACCGCACGCAUGUGAAUUUUGUAACAAACUCUUUUCACUUAAUUGGAGUUUAAAAACACAUUUACGUACGCAUACUGGAGAGAAACCGCACGUAUGUGCAUUUUGUAGCAAACGUUUUUCACAUAAGGGGAGAUUAAAAACACAUUUACAUACGCAUACUGGAGAAAAACCGUAUGCAUGCGAAUUUUGUAACAAACUCUUUUCGGAUAAGUGGAGUUUAAAAAGACAUUUACGUACGCAUACUGGAGAGAAACCGGACGCAUGAGACUUCUGCAAUAUAAGAUAUUCUCAUUCCAUUUCUUGAAAUAAACAUUUACCAGAGCAUAUCAUAGAGAAUGAAUGAAUUAUAUACCUCUGAUGUUCAAUAAAGCGUUUGUUUAUGGGAAAACUGCACCUCAUCUUAAAGAGAAAGACUUAUAAUAAUGAUUUUGUAGUAAGUUAAUGUUUCAUAAAACAAGGACCAAAAUCGUUUUAUUUUACUCAAAUAUGUUGAAAUUAUCUCUUCUAGAAUUUUAUUUUUUAUUGCAAAUCGUAUGAUGCAUAUUCAUUGUUAUUAUUCGGGUAAUUCUUUUUCUGAAAUGAAUAUUUCAACUUUGCAGGGCUAUUGAAGAUAACAAAACAACGUUUAAUCUUUUUUAUAACAAAUUAUAAAUAUAAGUGUAAAAUUAAAACCAUACCGUCAUAAAUGUUCAUUAGAAGCACCUCCCAAAAUUCGAACAAUAUCAAGACGAUACGAUAACUCACCUGAUACCCUUUCAGUUUCUCCUGUAUCGUGCUUUGAAAGCCUGUGGAUAUGCAUGUCUUAAAUUUAUCAGCACCAAUUGACAGAAGGGAAAUAACCACUUGCAGUUGGUUGUAGCCCCAUAUUUGCUUAUUAAUGCGAAUAUGUUUUAUACACAUGCAUCAAAAUGUUUCCAAUAUUUUUUUUAUUUUAUUGAAAAUUAUUGUAAAUUAAAUUAUUUCUUUUUUACUCUUGUAUGUGCUUAUAACCUGCAUGUGUUUUCUUAUGUGUCAUUUUGUACUUUCUUAAAGUUUUAAAGUUGUGAUUUAUUAUUAGAAAUAUAAAAUCUAAUAUGCAGAAUUAUGACUUAGUACGAACAUGUCACAUUUAUGGAAUUUAUAUAACAUUGUUUUCUGCUUCAAAUCUCCACUUUAUAUUAAAACAUUUUAUAUCGAAUUGUUCUUGUAUGCUUUUCCUGAAAUUUCGAAUAUAAAGUUUAAAAUUUAGAAUAUAAUGAUAUGUUUUGUGUUUAAUUGUGCAGGUGAUUUUUGAGCGUGUUAUUUACUAUAGAACUAUAGAAAGAUUCAAUUUAACGUUCUGUAAGAACAUUUCGGGAAAAUAAUGAAUAUUUGACUCGACAUAUUACCCCAUAAAUAUUAGAUAAAACUAUUAUAUAUAACGAUAAUUUUUUUUAUUAGCUGCCUAUUAAGUUUUUUUUAAAUCUUAUUUUGUAUACUAUUUAUUUCCAUUCUUAAUUAAUUACAAGUUUAUUUUUUAAGCUGAAUUCCCUGUACCUUUGUUUAUUCUUGGAUUUAUAAACUCCCUUUUUUCACGCAUGCAUCAUUGUGGAAAGUUUAUAUUGGAUUAACCUUGGUUUCACUCCUUCAUAUAUAGUGAAUUCAAAAUUUGUCUUAAUGUUUUGAAUUCCAUUGAAUUUGAAAAAAUAUUGAUAUACACUGAAGUCUCAAAUUAAUUUAUACAAAUAUAAAAUUGUGUAAGCUAACGAAAAUAGUCGUUAUGGUCAUAGUUAUCAUUCAGUUGUUCUGAUAAUAUCAAUCAAUGGAAUUAAUUUUGAGAAUUUGUUUCUGUUGUUUUCUCUUCAUCUGCAGCUAACGUUGAAUUAUAAUUAUUUCACUUCAAUUGCAUUCAAGGAAACAUGCCAUUCUGAGAGUAACUUUCUCAGUUUAGAGAAAACUCAUUGCUUUCUUUUCAUUAUAACCGACUACCAUUCGUUUAAAAUAAGUUUUCGGGCAAUAUAAAAUUCAAAAUAAGGACUGUAAAAAUUAAAAUUGAAAUCUGUUAUCGCAAAUUUCAAAUUAUAAUGUAAGAACAUUACUUUUUUAAAAUCGCAUGGUAUAUUUCCGACAGAAAAACAUGUUUUCACAUGACUCAUAUUUCGCAAUCACCAAACCUUUAAGAAAGUGAGGGUUUUUGACUAUCUAAAAAUCAAUCGAGUUCUAAAAUAUUUUUCUCGAGACCAGAAUUUUUUACGUGAAAUACCAGUUUAAAAUUGUUUCAAACAAUCGUAUGAUUAUCAAAUUACGAAAGCGUUGGUAUCGAUACCUUCCCUCUCUGUUUAGCAGUCAUUCUUAUUUUCUUCUCUGGGUUUCUUCAGGGACAAUUUCUUAUGACCCUGCACUUUAUUAGCCAGAACAGUCAAGUCACUUGGCGGGCAUUCGCACGAAGUUGUAACUUUUUAUUGGCGAUACGUCGCCAAGUACGACAAUCUUUAUCAUUUUCUAGUAAACCUAAAAGCGAAAAAGUGCUGUCUCAAAAGCGAUAUAUUGGCGAUUUUCCGCCCGGACAUUUUGAGGCUUGAAAAACCCGAAACCAAAACAACAUCAUUUUCUCACAUGUUAAUAAUUCAGAUUGAAGAAUUGAUUAGUUUAAAUUUUGAAUCUUCAGUUCUAUUCUAUUCAUUUUUUAGUGAAAAGUAACAGAUGAAAACGAAGAAGAAUAUUAUGUUACCAUUCAAAGGAUAGAAAUGUGAUAAGUCAUUUUCCUAAUUGUCUCAACCUGCUCACCGUUGUUUUCAACACAUACUAAAUGAUGAUUCACAGUUGUAUGUAAAGCCCGUUUAUAUAUUUGAUAUCACAUCCUGUAUUUGGCAAAUUAGAUUGCUGGUAUUGCUAAUUUUUCUAGUGGAUGAUAAUGCAAUUGGACUUGCCACUGCAUUAUUAGAAAUUUAUAUGCAUAUUGAACUUGUUAUAUUUUACUUUAUGCUGAAUGUAAAAUGUCAUAUUAAGGUCUUUUAACUUCAUUCUGGAAAUGUAAAUCAUUCGAUUUUUUAAUA
Molecule: messenger RNA, 4905 nt
Organism: Argiope bruennichi
Lineage: Eukaryota; Metazoa; Arthropoda; Arachnida; Araneae; Araneidae
Product: zinc finger protein 84-like
Exons: 3
Coding region: 1005-2156 (383 amino acids)
Cellular component (GO): nucleus
Source: RefSeq, a predicted model, not a curated record